UAAAACCAACCAACCGCCUUGUUUAAGUUCCCUGCAACAGUUACUUUCGAUUAAGGGCUCUUUUGCUGUCAACAGUCGAUUUUGAAGCCAAAUUAUUGUAGCAAAAGCGAAGAAUUGGCGUGUUUUGUCCGUAGAUUCAUUUGGAAAACACGCAUUUCAGACGGAGGCGUCGUUAGCGUGUAGCUAGCUCGGUCGCACCGUAUGUAAACAAUGAGAUGGACACAAGUGAGGGCUCCCCGAUGAUACACGGAAAAGAGCAAGCCAGAGCACGAAUUGAAAGAAGUGGGCCCUCCACCAGCAGUAACCAGGGCAGAGGCACGGCCCUGUCUCCUAUGGAGUCACUCAACACUUUUGAGUCGGAGAUAGAGGCAGAUGGACAGGGGAACUAUUCUCUCUUCCCAGCUUUGGACAGCAUUCCCAGUCUGUCAGGGACAUCUGAAACCCUUGAAAGUGAACCUCCCAGUGAUAUCGCGGAGAAGCCAAACCUCACAUGGCUCGAUGCAGCACAGAUUGUCUUGGAGGAAGCUGGACGUCCUAUGCAUAUAAAGGAGAUUAAACAGAGAAUCAUCGACAGGGGACUCGUUCAAUCCAAUGCAAAGUCAAGCCUGGAGGCUGUUAUGUACCGUGAGACUCAAAAAGGCAGCAGGAGAUUCAAGAGGAUUGAGAACAGAAACGGAGUCUUUGCACUGUUGAGCAAUGAGGAGCGUCAGCAGGCUCUUCAGGCCUUCAGCACCCAGUCUUUCCUGGGCUCCCCUCACCAGACGACCAGCUCCGGCUCAGCUGCCUCGGUGCCUGCCUUCCCCUCCCCCACCAGCUCAGCCGAGCAUAAAACCAAGAUGAAAAGAGGCCCACGCAAAAACCAGAACGAGAAGUACCGGCUCAAGUACCUCAGGCUGCGCAAGGCAGCACGUGCCAUGAUAUUUGAGAAUGCAGCCCUCUGUGAUGAAGUUGCUCACCUAGAGGAGAAAUUUCUGAGAGCAAAAGAGGAACGGAGGUUCUUACUGAAGUCAUUGUUGCAGUACCAGUCUCUGUCAGAGGGGGAGCUCUUGCCUACACCUAGCACAAGUUCCCAUCCACCUGUGCCACCUGUGUCCUUAACCUCUGGGCCCACCGGGGCAUCAGGCCUGUCUGCGGGGCAUAACCUGGGCCCAGCAGUGCCAACAGGGGAAGAGGGAGCUCAAAAAAAAACGAAGAAGGAAAGAAGAGAGCGAGGCAGGGAAAAUGGAAAGGAGGAAGUUCCCAAGAAGAUGUCUAAGAAGAGAAAGCUCACAGACGGCUCUCGCAAACUAGUGCAGCCCAUCCCUCUUGACUCAUCAGGCCGCCCUGUCUUCCCAAUCGUCCUGGGCGGCCUGACGGUCUACAGCCUGGGAGAGAUCAUCACAGACAGAAUGUUGUUUCAUGACCAAUGUGCCAUCUACCCAGUGGGCUUCUGUAGCACACGGGUCUUUGCCAGUAUGAAAAACCCAGACCAGCAAUGCCUCUACACUUGCCAAAUCAAAGAUGGGGGAACAGGGCCACAGUUUGAGAUUGUGCCAGAAGAAGAUCCUCAGAAUGCCAUUGUGGCCUCCUCUGCCCUGACCUGCCACUCCAAUCUGCUGAAGGCCAUCGCAUCUGUCAGGUCCAAACCUGUGGCGCCCAUCGUGCCAUCAGGAGCAGACUUCUUUGGCUUCUCACACCCGACCAUCCAGAACCUCAUCCAGAGCUGUCCCGGAGCUCGCAAAUGUAGCAACUACCAGUGGAUACGCUUUGAGGUGUGUCGUCCCGGCGAUGGACAGGUUCCUCACAGCCUAUCAGAGGAUGAUGCAUCAGUCAACUUUGAGGCCUACCAGAGACACCAGGGCUUUGAUGAGAAUGUGAAGACUGAGCACAGUAUCACAGGGCCGACACCACAGUCUCCUGGCUCCUCUCAUCAGCACCACCUGACCUCUCCCACCAUGAAGCCCUCUACCUCAUACUUCAGCUCUUGAGAUUCAAGUGUGAAAGUGCGUUCAAAUCAAGAUCAUGCCCAUUGUAAUUCUCCGAGACUUCCAUUCUAAUUUACAGUGCUCCCAUUUUUCCUUCAGUAAUUACCUACAUAUUUCAGUUAUUAAUGAAAGUGAAGCAUUUAGUGUGGUUAUUUAUUGUCAUCAUCUUGCAUUAAGCACAUGGAUGUAAUGCCAUAAGGUGUCUGCACUUGCAUUGCUGAAGCUCAUGCACUGGAUGUGGCUACUGAGAUACUCUUCUGCUGUACUUCCCUCUAGCAGCCAGCAUCUAACAGCUCUAUACUGAAACAUGCAGAUUUUUGUGACAAACAUCUAUACUUUAUUUUACAGAUCAUGGCCAAGCUGGUUAUGUUAAGCUUAUAUUAAAUAAACUUUUUUCAUGAUGAGUGAUUGUACAAACUAGGAGCACUUGACCUCUGCUUUUCUCUAUAAAAGAUGUUCAGUGCAUAGCAUACUAUGUCAGAAGCAGCUGUUUGUGCCCUGUGUAACUGUCGCAAUACAUAACACAUUAAGCUGAUUUUUUUUUCCUUUUCUUUUCAGUUGAGGUAUCUGUGAAAUUCAUCAGACUGUAUGUUUGGAUAAAACAUGUCCGUCUGCUUUCAUUUUACACAAAUGGUAUCGACUUCAAAAAGAAUUAAAAACUCCACAUACACA
Messenger RNA from Myripristis murdjan (pinecone soldierfish), 2636 nucleotides. It is a transcript of the gene fyrd1, whose product is annotated as transforming growth factor beta regulator 1. The record is from RefSeq and is a predicted model, not a curated record. Gene Ontology annotation, cellular component: nucleus. Gene Ontology annotation, biological process: regulation of cell cycle; regulation of DNA-templated transcription. Lineage: Eukaryota; Metazoa; Chordata; Actinopteri; Holocentriformes; Holocentridae. Bases 216 to 1967 code for a protein of 583 amino acids. The transcript is spliced from 15 exons.